UAAUAGCGUCCUGGCGUGAGUGAGGACCCUACGCACUUCCGUGCGCGACUCGCAGUUUUCGGUUCCAACAAUUACCUUCUGUUUUUCCCUCCGUCCAAAUCGUUCGCCAGGAGCUUUUGUGUCUGGAUUUGGGGCACUUCUUACAGGCCUUCUCCCCUUCCCUCCUCCCCGUGGUCCGCGAUGGGACGCACGUCUAAGGACAAGCGCGAUGUCUAUUACCGCCUGGCCAAGGAGGAAGGCUGGCGGGCUCGCAGCGCCUUCAAGCUGCUUCAGCUGGACGAGGAAUUCCAGCUCUUCAGCGGCGUGAGGCGGGCAGUGGAUCUCUGUGCCGCCCCCGGGAGCUGGAGCCAGGUGCUAAGUCGCAAGCUCGGGGAGUCCGGCCAGCCGGCCUGCAUCGUGGCCGUGGACCUGCAAGCCAUGGCGCCCCUGCCAGGUGUGGUGCAAAUCCAGGGGGACAUCACCAAGGCAUCCACGGCGCAGGAGAUCAUCGGGCACUUCGAGGGGCAGCCGGCAGACCUGGUAGUAUGUGACGGCGCCCCUGACGUCACGGGCCUGCACGACAUUGACGAGUACAUCCAAGCGCAGCUCCUUCUGGCCGCCCUCAACAUUGCCAUCCACGUCCUGAAGCCGGGAGGCAACUUCGUGGCCAAGAUCUUCCGCGGCCGGGACGUCACCCUGCUCUACUCGCAGCUGCGUCUCUUCUUCCCCGACGUAGUGUGUGCCAAGCCUAGGAGCAGCCGCAACUCAAGCAUUGAGGCCUUCGCUGUGUGCCGGGGCUUCACGCUCCCAGAGGGCUAUGUGCCCAGCAUGCUGAACCCUCUGCUGGACCACAGCUAUCACGGUGACUUCAAUCAACUCGAGGGCCCCACGCGGCUCAUCGUGCCCUUUCUGGCCUGUGGGGACCUCAGUGCCUACGACGCCGACCGCACCUACCCCCUGCAGCUCGAAGGAAGCCCUGAGUACCGGUACACACCGCCCACACAGCCACCCAUCCGGCCGCCUUACCAAGAGGCAUGCAGACUCAAAAAGUCUGGGGGUCUGGGCCGGGGCUCACUGCAGCCGGGGGCCCUGCCCGAUGCCCAGGAACAGGCAGCUUCCCAGCCCGAGAACAAGGGAGAGCAGGCUGUGACCCAAACCCUGGGCUCCCUGUCCCUGGACUCCUAGGAAGGAGUUCCUCUCCCCCAAAAGGGCCUCUGGAAACAUCCCUACAACCUCAGGGGAUGUAAUUCUCCAGGUGCAAGGUCUUCCUUUCCUAAUUCCUCCUUAGCAUUCCCUAGGCUGAAUAUAACAGUUUAAAUUGGUAUCUGUAGAGGUGGGAUGGGAUAAGGGAAAAUAUAUGUGUAUAUGUAUGUAUGCAUGCAUACCUAUACACAUAUAUACAUGCACAUGCAUAUUUGAAAUACCUUUUGAUUUACAUAUAUAAAAUAAAAUUUAUUUUUGUCAAUUUUUUAAAAAUUAA
Molecule: messenger RNA, 1459 nt
Organism: Antechinus flavipes (yellow-footed antechinus)
Lineage: Eukaryota; Metazoa; Chordata; Mammalia; Dasyuromorphia; Dasyuridae
Gene: FTSJ1
Product: FtsJ RNA 2'-O-methyltransferase 1
Exons: 1
Coding region: 181-1164 (327 amino acids)
Biological process (GO): cytoplasmic translation; tRNA methylation
Cellular component (GO): cytoplasm
Molecular function (GO): tRNA methyltransferase activity
Source: RefSeq, a predicted model, not a curated record